AUUGAUUACUUCCAAACUCCUGCCGUUGUGUUCACAAUCGGUAAAGCAUAUCCGUCCAAAAUGUCUGAAUCCAAAAUCCCUUCAUCCAUUCUCAUAAUAGGAAGUGGAGUAUUUGGCCUCUCAACCGCAUACGAGCUCUGUCUAAACCCAGCUUUCAAAGACACAUCAAUCACGCUUGUAGAACGGAGACCCUUUCCUGCUCCAGAUGGCUCCAGUAUCGACUCCUCCCGCAUCGUCCGCGCCGACUAUGCCGACCCAGCCUACGCCUCCCUCGUCUCCUCUGCCAUGCCCCUCUGGCGCUCCACCUGGGGCGAGGAUGGCCGCUACAACGAAAACGGCCUCUGCAUGACCUGUUCUCCCAGCGCCGCCUCCUACGUCCAACGCAGUGCCGCGACGAUGCAGUCCCUCGGCGCACCCAUCACCCUCCUCAACUCCCCCGCCGAGAUCAAAGCCGCAUGCGGUGUCGACGGCUGCACCGGGUCCUCCGGCUACCUCAACCGCGCCGCCGGCUGGGUCGAUGCCGAAGCCUGCAUGCGCUGGCUCUACUCCAAGAUAAAAUCCCUAAACCGCGUCACCUUCAUCACCGCAACCGUCUCCCGCCUACUAAUCGACCACUCCACCGCAACCGUCUUCGGCGCCCUUCUCACCACCACCAACACGCCCCUCCUCGCCUCCCUCACCAUCCUCGCCGCAGGCGCCUGGACCCCCUCCCUGCUCGACCUGCGCGGCAUCUGCACCGCCACGGGGCAAGUCAUGGCCUACAUCCCCCUCACCCCCGCCGAGCAAGCCGCCCUGCGCGCCAUCCCCACCAUCCUGAACCUCUCCACCGGCCUCUUCAGCAUCACGCCCUCGCGCAACCUGCUCAAAAUCGCCCGCCACGGCUACGGCUACGCCAACCCCGUCGCCAUCCCCCACCCGGAGUACAUCCCGGCCUCCACCUUCCCCUCGCAGACCUCCAUCACCGUCUCGCAGCCCCUCACCGCCGUCUCCGACCCCACCCUCUCCGUCCCCGCCGAAGGGCUCGCCGCGUGCCGCGCCUUCUUGCGGGAGGUGUACCCGAGCUUAGCGGAGAGGCCGUUCAGCGCGACGCGGAUAUGCUGGUACACGGACACGCCGACGGGGGAUUUCCUGGUGAGUUAUCAUCCGAAAUACAAGGGGUUGUUUGUCGCGACGGGGGGUUCGGGACAUGCCUUCAAGAUGCUGCCGGUGAUUGGGGGGAAGGUGGUUGAGUGUAUUCUGGGGCGCACGCCGGCGGAGUUUCGGGACAAGUGGGCGUGGCCGAGCGAGCGGGUGGGCGAGGAUGGGUUUGCGGGGGAUGGGAGCCGGGGCGGGGCGAAGGGGAUGCUGUUGCGCGAGGAGAUGGGGAGGGGGAGUCGGUUGUAG
Mytilinidion resinicola is the source of this 1383-nucleotide messenger RNA. RefSeq names its product sarcosine oxidase. Gene Ontology annotation, molecular function: flavin adenine dinucleotide binding; sarcosine oxidase activity; proline dehydrogenase activity. The coding region runs from base 61 to 1383 and encodes 440 amino acids. The transcript has 2 exons. The record is from RefSeq and is a predicted model, not a curated record. NCBI's taxonomy places the organism in Eukaryota, Fungi, Ascomycota, Dothideomycetes, Mytilinidiales, Mytilinidiaceae.